Molecule: messenger RNA, 1116 nt
Organism: Rangifer tarandus platyrhynchus (Svalbard reindeer)
Lineage: Eukaryota; Metazoa; Chordata; Mammalia; Artiodactyla; Cervidae
Source: the annotation of a GenBank genome assembly
AUGCAGCGGGAUUUAGUGAGUUUGCCGCUGUCCCCGGCUGUGCGAGUGAAGCUGGCGUCUGCAGGUUUCCAGACUGCUGAGGAACUCCUAGAGGUGAAACCCUCCGAGCUCAGCAAAGAAGUUGGGAUAUCUAAAGAGGAAGCCUUAGAAACUCUGCAAAUUAUAAGAAGAGAAUGUCUUACAAAUAAAACAAGUUAUUCUGUUACAGCUGAGUCAGGCAGGAAGUGUACAGCACUGGAACUUCUUGAACAGGAGCAUACCCAGAACUUCAUAAUUACCUUCUGUUCAGCACUGGAUAAUAUUCUUGGGGGUGGAAUACCCUUAACCAAAACAACAGAAAUUUGUGGUGCACCAGGUGUUGGAAAAACACAACUAUGUAUGCAGCUGGCAGUAGAUGUGCAGAUACCAGAAUGUUUUGGAGGAGUGGAAGGUGAAGCAGUUUUUAUUGAUACAGAGGGGAGUUUUAUGGUUGAUAGAGUGGUAGACCUUGCUACUGCCUGCAUUCAGCACCUGCAGCUUAUAGCAGGAACACAUAUGGGAGAAGAGCACCCAAAGGCUUUGCAGGAUUUCACUCUUGAAAAUAUUCUUUCCCACAUUUAUUAUUUUCGUUGUCGUGACUACACAGAACUACUGGCACAAGUUUAUCUGCUUUCAGACUUCCUUUCAGAACACUCAAAGGUUCGAUUAGUGAUAGUGGAUGGUAUCGCUUUUCCUUUUCGUCAUGACCUAGAUGACCUGUCCCUUCGUACUCGAUUAUUAAAUGGCCUAGCCCAGCAGAUGAUCAGCCUUGCAAACAACCACAGAUUAGCUGUAAUUUUAACCAAUCAGAUGACAACAAAGUUUGAUAGAAAUCAGGCCUUGCUGGUUCCUGCACUGGGGGAAAGUUGGGGACAUGCUGCUACAAUACGGCUUAUCUUUCACUGGGACCAAAAGCAAAGGUUGGCGACAUUGUACAAAUCACCAAGCCAGAAGGAAUCUACAGUACCGUUUCAGAUCACACCUCAGGGAUUUAGAGAUGCUGUUGUUGCUUCUGCAUAUUCAUUGCAAACAGAAGGUUCAUUGAAUUCCCGGAAGCGAUGGCGGGACUCAGAGGAAGAACAGGAAUCCAAAGACUAG